Molecule: messenger RNA, 1689 nt
Organism: Syngnathus typhle (broad-nosed pipefish)
Lineage: Eukaryota; Metazoa; Chordata; Actinopteri; Syngnathiformes; Syngnathidae
Gene: eomesb
Product: eomesodermin homolog b
Exons: 6
Coding region: 1-1689 (562 amino acids)
Biological process (GO): CD8-positive, alpha-beta T cell differentiation involved in immune response; endodermal cell fate specification; regulation of transcription by RNA polymerase II
Cellular component (GO): nucleus
Molecular function (GO): RNA polymerase II cis-regulatory region sequence-specific DNA binding; DNA-binding transcription factor activity, RNA polymerase II-specific
Source: RefSeq, a predicted model, not a curated record
AUGCUCAAGACAGAGUCAUUUUCCGCCAAAGGCUCGGUGGAAGAGAGGCGCAAGUCUCCGCUUUCAGGAGGCAAAGAGACGGCGGCGGCCUCUGGCAGCGGCUACGCGGAGGCCGGCUUUGGCCCGCAACGCUACUGCGGUCCGCCCAAGGCCAGCACAGAUUCCACCACGACUCGCUCCUUCAUUACGUACAGCCCCGGGGGGAGCAUCUACGCCGCCCCGUCCGGCACGGCCAAAUACCCGACAUCUCUCCACUUGGGUUACCCCCCGAGCGCGGCUCUGCGCGGUCACUUCAGCCCGCCCUACCAGAUGGGCCAGAGCCUCUACCCGCCGUAUAGCGGUUCGGGCCCGGCUCUGGACGGGGCGGGCGCCAGGGCCCACGUCUAUCUGUGCAAGCAGCCUCUGUGGCUCAAGUUUCACCGACACCAGACCGAAAUGAUCAUCACCAAGCAGGGCAGGCGAAUGUUCCCGUUUCUGAGCUUUAACAUGGCCGGUCUAAGCCUGACGGCGCACUACAACGUAUUUGUGGAGGUGGCACUGGCCGAUCCAAACCACUGGAGAUUUCAAGGCGGCAAGUGGGUCACCUGCGGCAAAGCGGACAGCAGCAGUCAAGGGAACAAAUUGUACAUGCACCCAGAAUCUCCCAACACUGGGGCCCACUGGAUGAGACAGGAAACCUCCUUCAGCAAAUUGAAACUCACCAACAACAAAGGAUCAACUCAAAGCACAUCGCAGAUGAUCGUCCUGCUGUCCUUACACAAGUAUCAACCCAGGCUUCACAUCGUGGAGGUGACCGAGAACGGUGUGGAGGAUAUCGACGUUGAUGCAAAGACUCAGACCUUCGUAUUUCCAGAGACCCAAUUCAUAGCCGUCACUGCUUACCAGAACACUGACAUUACACAGCUGAAAAUUGACCACAACCCUUUUGCCAAAGGAUUCAGAGAUAAUUAUGAUUCGAUGUAUACAGCCUCAGACAACGAGCGCCUCACCCCUUCCCCGACGGACUCGCCUCGCGCUCACCAGAUUGUCCCCGGUGCCCGUUACAACGUGCAACCCCUCUUAGGGGACCACCACUUUGUCAGCAACUUUCCACCGAGCCGAUUGUACGACGGCGGCGGCGAGCGAGCCGUGCCUCAAAGCAACGGCCUCCUCUCGGCCGAAGACGGAGCCUCUCAGCGAUGGUUUGUUACUACCCCCGUGCAACACGGGACGAGCGGCCACAAGUACGAGGGCGACUACUGCAGUUCCCUUCUCCCUUACGCUAUGAAAUCGCUUUCCGUGCCGCCGCCGGCGUCCCACCACCACGGCCUGAGUUACUUCCCAGACUCUCCGUUCAGCCAUGACAUGCAUGCAAACGUGUGGGCCCCCCGGGGAGCGAUGACUCCGAGUCUGCCUUGGUCGCCGAGGCCCGGUCUCACUGAUGCGCACUGCGAGAAGGCGAAGGCCCACUUGGAGAAUGAGCCGAGCGGUGCCGCCGGCUCCUGGGCAGAGCCACAGCCGCCUUGUCUUGCGCUCGACAAGAGCGACUCUUACGCGCCAGCUUGCAGCAAGCGAAGGCAUUUGAGCACCAAGGACUCGGCCGUCGACAUGAAAGGUGACGACGCGGCGUGUGUUUCCGCCGGCUCCCUUAGCAAGGACGCGCACUCGUCCAAAGCGAUGGCCGCUUACUAUUCGUUUUACACAGGUUAA